Spinacia oleracea (spinach) is the source of this 2381-nucleotide messenger RNA. RefSeq names its product heat shock cognate 70 kDa protein 2. Bases 207 to 2159 code for a protein of 650 amino acids. The transcript has 2 exons. The record is from RefSeq and is a predicted model, not a curated record. Gene Ontology annotation, molecular function: ATP binding; ATP-dependent protein folding chaperone. Lineage: Eukaryota; Viridiplantae; Streptophyta; Magnoliopsida; Caryophyllales; Amaranthaceae.
GAAAACAAAAUCUUCUCCAAGUUUCUACAACUUUCCAGAAUUCAAACAUGAAAUCUUUAAAUAAACCCUCUUUUUCCGCCUCUCUCUUCAAUUGCAUGUUCUAAGUUUCUAACAAUCGUUUCAAAAACCCUAAAAUUCAAUCGUCGUCCAUUCUUUCAUUUCCUUCUUUCUGGUAAUUUCUAAAGAGCUCGUGAAAAUUAAUAUUAAUGGCGGGAAAAGGCGAAGGUCCGGCUAUCGGAAUCGAUCUGGGCACGACUUACUCGUGCGUCGGAGUAUGGCAACACGACCGUGUUGAGAUCAUUGCUAAUGAUCAGGGUAAUAGAACGACACCGUCUUAUGUUGCGUUCACUGAUUCUGAACGGUUGAUUGGUGAUGCUGCCAAAAAUCAGGUCGCCAUGAACCCCACCAACACCGUAUUUGAUGCAAAGAGGUUGAUUGGGAGGAGAUUCAGCGAUGCUUCGGUUCAAAGUGACAUGAAGCAUUGGCCUUUCAAGGUCAUUGCUGGUCCUGGUGACAAGCCUAUGAUUGUCGUGUCAUACAAGGGCGAAGACAAGGAGUUUUCUGCAGAAGAGAUCUCAUCAAUGGUUCUCAUCAAGAUGAAAGAGAUUGCAGAAGCUUUCCUUGGUUCCACUGUAAAGAAUGCUGUUGUUACAGUCCCCGCCUACUUCAACGACUCUCAGCGUCAGGCCACCAAGGACGCCGGUGUCAUUUCUGGCCUGAAUGUUAUGCGUAUCAUCAACGAGCCAACUGCUGCUGCCAUCGCAUACGGUCUUGACAAAAAGGCCACUAGUGUUGGUGAAAAGAAUGUGUUGAUCUUUGAUCUUGGUGGUGGAACCUUUGAUGUGUCACUUCUCACCAUUGAAGAGGGUAUCUUUGAAGUGAAGUCCACUGCUGGUGACACCCAUCUAGGUGGUGAGGAUUUCGAUAAUAGAAUGGUGAAUCACUUUGUUCAGGAGUUUAAGAGGAAGAACAAGAAGGAUAUUAGCGGAAACCCCAGAGCUCUUAGGAGGUUAAGAACUGCUUGUGAGAGGGCAAAGAGGACACUUUCCUCCACCGCUCAAACUACGAUUGAGAUCGAUUCUCUCUUUGAGGGUAUUGAUUUCUACUCGACCAUAACUCGGGCUCGUUUUGAGGAGUUGAACAUGGAUUUGUUCAGAAAGUGUAUGGAACCAGUUGAGAAGUGUUUGAGAGAUGCUAAGAUGGACAAGAGCAAUGUUCAUGAUGUUGUUCUUGUUGGUGGUUCCACUAGGAUUCCCAAAGUACAGCAACUGUUGCAGGAUUUCUUUAAUGGCAAGGAGCUUUGCAAGAGCAUCAACCCAGAUGAGGCUGUUGCUUAUGGUGCUGCUGUUCAGGCUGCAAUUUUGAGUGGUGAAGGCAAUGAGAAGGUCCAGGAUCUUCUGCUCUUGGAUGUUACCCCUCUGUCUCAAGGUCUAGAGACAGCUGGUGGUGUCAUGACAGUGUUGAUUCCCAGGAACACAACCAUCCCAACCAAGAAGGAACAGGUGUUCUCAACGUAUUCCGACAAUCAACCAGGUGUAUUGAUUCAAGUUUAUGAAGGUGAAAGAGCAAGAACAAGAGAUAACAACUUGUUGGGUAAAUUCGAGCUUUCCGGCAUCCCACCUGCUCCUCGCGGUGUACCUCAGAUCACCGUCUGCUUUGACAUCGAUGCUAAUGGUAUCUUGAACGUGUCUGCCGAGGAUAAAACCACAGGGCAGAAGAACAAGAUCACUAUUACAAAUGACAAGGGAAGAUUAUCAAAGGAAGAGAUUGAGAAGAUGGUACAAGAGGCCGAGAAGUACAAGGCCGAUGAUGAGGAGCACAAGAAGAAGGUGGAGGCCAAAAAUGCUUUAGAGAACUAUGUGUACAACAUGAGGAAUACAGUAAAGGAUGAGAAGAUAGGAUCUAAGCUUGCAGAAGAUGAAAAGAAGAAGAUUGAAGAUAGUAUUGAGCAAACUAUCCAGUGGUUGGAUAGUAAUCAGCUAGCUGAGGCUGAUGAAUUUGAAGACAAGAUGAAAGAGCUUGAGGGUCUCUGCAACCCCAUUAUAGCUAAGAUGUACCAGGGUGCUGGCCCUGAUAUGAGAGGUCCUGGUGCAAUGGAUGAUGAUGGUCCCUCAGCUGGUGCAAGUGGCCCUGGCCCCAAGAUUGAAGAAGUUGACUAAGCUUGCUUCUGGAUUUUUCUAGCUUAUGGGAUCUGUCGUAAGGAUGUUUUAAGUGUUUAUUAUUUCCCAUUUUGGCUUAUUUAAGUAUUAAGACUUGCUUUGGUAUUGUGUGAUUUUAAGCAGCUGCUCAUGUUUUUGUGGUGAAGCUUUAUAGUUACUUUGCUGCAAUUUUUGUAAGUGUUUUGUUCAACUCCUAUAUCACAAUGUUUCUGUAUUCACUUA